GUCAGGCCAGUUUGCAUGGCUUCAUCCUAAAGAUCAAGACCUCCAUAUGCUGCAGCAAUGGGACGUAUCUGAGUGCUUUGGAAUUUACGCUCGCCUUUGGGAUGCGAGAAAUAGCCGUUAACGGUCGUUUUACAGUCUGAACCAGGUGCACUGUGGGUAAAAAGUUGCGGUGUGUCAUUUGCGGCGAUGCUUGGAGGCAAAGACAACCCUGUGUGAUUCUGAUGAGCCGGAAAUUUGAAGAAAAGAUCUUUAAAAAGGGAAUCUCUGCCACAAAUUGGAACCAGAUUCUCUUUUGGACAUAACUUGCACACGUUUCUUUGAGGAGACUUACUGUGAGGGCAGAUUGGAUGCAUUUGUCACCGGAUACGAUGAACAUGGUGGAUGAUGGCUGCCUCUCAACGGACAACUACCAUGAUCUGGGUAAAGGCGGCGCUUCGGGGAUGGGAGGCCGCGUGCACAGCAUCGACGUGAUUCUGGGCUUCAGUAAGGACCAGGAUCCUCUGCUCAACCCGGUCGGGCCUGUCGGCACACACAAAGUGGAUGGAGCAGAUCUGGGAGACGAGGAGAAACAAGUGACCUCUGACCCCUACGGCCACCUGCAAAGCCUUCCGGAUAAUUCACAGCAGUCAGCUGCAUAUCACGAUACUGGACUUUACUCCACAGAGAAGUGUGAUGCAGAUUUGGGAGAGCCACGGAGCAAUGUGGAGAGCGACAGUCGCUCACCGGACGCUCCUGAUGAGGAUCAACCGAAAAAGAAACACAGACGGAACAGAACCACCUUCACCACCUAUCAGUUACAUGAGCUGGAGCGCGCUUUUGAGAAAUCCCACUACCCAGAUGUGUACAGCCGAGAAGAGCUGGCUAUGAAAGUCAACCUCCCAGAAGUUCGUGUUCAGGUUUGGUUCCAGAAUCGACGUGCAAAAUGGCGGCGACAAGAAAAAAUGGACACGGGAAGCAUGAAGCUCCAUGACUCGCCUAUGCUGUCCUUCAACCGAGCAACCAUGGCGCCCAACGUAGGGCCAAUGACUAACUCUCUUCCUCUGGACCCCUGGUUGUCCUCGCCGCUCUCCAGUGCCACUCCCAUGCACAGCAUCCCGGGCUUCAUGGGACCCGGCCAAAGCCUCCAGCCCACCUAUACGGGCCACCCUGGCUUCCUCAACACUUCUCCAGGCAUGGUGCAGGGAAUGCAACCCAUGCCACCACCUCCUUACCAGUGUCCAUUUAAUGACAAAUACCCAAACAUGGACCAUGGCUCUAGCAUCGCAGCUUUGAGGAUGAAGGCCAAGGAGCACAUUCAGUCCAUGGACAAAACCUGGCAACCCAUGUAAUGGGAAAAUGGGGAGCCAGUGUUAUAAUAUUUUAUUGGGAUCUCAUAGACAUUUGGAUGCAUUUUCUGCAGUUUUUUCCACGGAAUGGGGAUACUUCUACACUAUUACCGCUGGGUUUUUUUUAGACCACAGGUUAAAGCGAUCUUGUCCCCCCCCGGAAUGCAAUUAGAAUAGAAAUUGGGCUGUAUUUUUUUUUGUGCAGACCUGGCAACCAUGACAACAAAGCACAGACUGUUUAGGAUUGUGGCGUCUACAGUAAGGUGUUUCUUACUUCUACAAAUGUCGAGCUCCUUAGGAUUCUGGGUUUCAGUCGGUGCCAAGCUUCUCUGCUUCUCCAGGUUGAAGACUCGCAAUAGCAAGUUUGGCCCAUUGGCAAUUUAACAGGACAGCGCAGCUCAGGACAACUGAUACCUCAAUGCCUGUUCAGAGCUUACAUUCAUGUUCUACCAUCUAGACAUGAAAAGUGAUUUGAAGAAAUCACUUGACUUUGAUUUAAAGGAAAGGACUUUGAUCAAAAAAACUUAAACUUAGAUACAGAAUCAUUUUUGAAUUGUAACUUUAAAUGAGUAUUUGCAUUAUCAAGCCAUGGUGUGAAGAUAUCACAUAUGUCACCCUUGCCACAGUCCUGUUUGCCAUUCAACAUGAUCAUAUAGUCAUAUAAAAUGAGUCUGAGGUUUAACGUUUCAGUGUCUGUGGGGUCUAUUUCAAGCACUGAUGGUCAAAUGUCUCAAAAGGUGAAUUUUAUGAAGAAAGUCAUAUUUCACCCCCAAAACAAGAGGACAUUAUAAGAUAUUAUAAAUCUGCACAAAGAAAAUUAAGCCUAUUUUAUUAUGUAUUUUUGACCCGAAGUUCUCAUUACUGUAAUGCUGUAACAUC
Cyprinus carpio (common carp) is the source of this 2204-nucleotide messenger RNA. It is a transcript of the gene rx2, whose product is annotated as retinal homeobox gene 2. The record is from RefSeq and is a predicted model, not a curated record. NCBI's taxonomy places the organism in Eukaryota, Metazoa, Chordata, Actinopteri, Cypriniformes, Cyprinidae. Gene Ontology annotation, biological process: positive regulation of transcription by RNA polymerase II. Gene Ontology annotation, molecular function: DNA-binding transcription factor activity, RNA polymerase II-specific; RNA polymerase II cis-regulatory region sequence-specific DNA binding.